Molecule: messenger RNA, 405 nt
Organism: Fonsecaea erecta
Lineage: Eukaryota; Fungi; Ascomycota; Eurotiomycetes; Chaetothyriales; Herpotrichiellaceae
Exons: 6
Coding region: 1-405 (134 amino acids)
Cellular component (GO): mitochondrion; cytosol
Molecular function (GO): deaminase activity
Source: RefSeq, a predicted model, not a curated record
AUGGCUCCUAAACAGGUCGUAACGUCGGACAAGGGCCUCAAGUCCAACCUCUUCUCUCAGGCCACCAUCCACAAUGGAACCGUCUAUGUCAGUGGGAAUAUUGGCAUCGUCCCCUCCACAAUGAAGGUGGUGGAAGGGUCCGUUGCAGACAGGACGAAACAAGCCCUCGAAAACAUCAAAGUCGUCCUGGAGGAGGCCGGUAGCAGCUUGGAACAGAUCCUCAAGAUGAACAUCUACUUGACAAAUAUGGAAGAUUAUGCGGCCAUGAACGAGGCCUUUCUCAAGAUCAUCCCGGAUCCGAAGCCAGCACGGACCUGUGUCUGCGUCAAGGAGCUCCCAUUCAAGACAGAUGUUGAGAUUGAAUGCAUCGCAGCAUUGGGAUCGAACUCAGGGCACAAGCUCUAG